GCCCUUUGUUUGCAGUCGCAAAACAUGGCGGAUUACUAAUAAAAACAGUGUCUGCUGGAAGAGGGUGGACCCAGUCUCAAACAUAGAGAUUGGUGGCAAGAAAGAAUGAUUUGACCACCAAGUUUGUCCUUCAUUCUACAUAUCAUGUUUUACUGUGAUAAUUAAUCAUAUCAUAUAUCUAUAUCAUAUCCUCUCAUGAUGGAGGAGGACAAAGACAAAACAGAAUCUACCAGAACGCGUAGGAGGCGAUUAAGUGAAGAAUCCCAGCCUAAAAUCCACAGUUCAUCGAGGUCCAGGAUCAGGGAUAUAACAUUUAAUGAUGCUGUACCUAAUGAACCAAUACUCCUUUCGGACAAGACUCCUACAGGAGCCAGUUUUUCAAGAGAGUCUCGCUGGCGUUCAGCUAGGAAAGAAAUUCCUGGUGAUCCUGAUGUGCCCCCUGUUCUACCUUCAGAUCCUCCUCCACCAAUGCCUGCAGAGACGAGUCCUAGAUCCAAACCAUCAGAGCCAAGUUCAGGGUCCAGAUCUCAGCGCUGGAGGUCAAGGAUUACAGAUCAGUCCAAAUCCUCUUCAGAUAGAUGUGAAACCUCUGAUUCCCAUCCUCCUGGUCUGCCUUCAGAACCCCCUCCACCUCUCCCGCAUGAAUCUAUGUCUCAGUCUCCUAGAAGAAGAUCUCGCCAUGAGGAUGCAACAGCUCCUGUACACUCAACAACCACCCCCCUGUCCCGAUCAACAAGUGUCCCAACCACUGCUGAUGGUCCUGAUGAACCACCUUCAAGAGUCUCUCGGAGAAGGCCACCACAGAUUGAACAUGCAUCCCGAAGUUUAACUGAGGAUGCUCUGAAAGCUCUUCUCUCUCAGCCAAUUAGUAUCCCAUCUCAUCCACUGCCUCCACCUGUUUCAUUUGAUUUUAGUGCCCCAAUUUCACCCAGGAGGAAAUCUAUGGAUAAGGAAAUGAUAACUGAAACACCAACAGACUCCAUUGUAGGACUUCCUGCUGCCCGUGCAGUGUCCUCAAGUUCUGGACCUAGGAGACAAAGACCAGCUGCAAGAGCUUUACAAACACAGAAACCUUUGGAUAAAGAACCGGAAAAUAGUUUACCAAAGACUGUUACGGAAGAUGUUUCAGCAGAGAAAUCAUCAUCUACAGAAGAUACUGAUCCUGCUGAUUACAUUAUUUCUCAAUUUCAGAGUCUUUCUAUUACAAAUUUGGCAAACAAGCAAGACUCACCCCCAAAGACUUCCAAGUCUGACUCUUCUCAAAUGUCCAGUUCAGCAGAAACUGAAUCAUCUGAUUUGUCCUUUAAGAGUUUAUCCAAUACGGCACUUGAUCAGCCAGAACAGAAACCAGACAAACCUUCUGACAAGGCUCCUACUCCCAUACUAUCUGAAGCUAAAUUGAUCAGCUCAGCUAAGACUAUAUCUGAGCAACCGUCAAGAAGAUCAUCAAAGACUUUGUCAACUAGUGAUGUUGCCAUUGUAGAACUGUCUCAGCAUUCUCCUAGAUCCUUGACCCAACCUUCUGAUAAAUCCUCCUCAAGAUCAGUCUCUCCCAGAACCUCCAGAACCAUGUCUACAAGUGAUAUUCCUCUGGAUGAUGAAGAAAUAGAUGGUGAUUAUGGUGGAACACCUCCACGAAGUCUGUCCCUGAGUGGAGAACAGCUAUUGUUGCAUCAAAAGCAAUCAUCCAAGUUGAGCCACUCCCUUGACAUGACAUACUCGUCCUCAAGGCGGCAGAUCCGGGGUCCAAGGGGACCAGUGGCCACUGACCUUGACCAAGCUGCUCGAGAUCUUGAUGAACAGAGACUGCGAGCCUGGUUUAAAACACCAUCAAAGAAAGAUGAGAUUUCUCCGAAAGCAAAACCUGUACCUCAUCCUGAAAUGGAAACAGACAUUGAUGAUGAGCCAGGUGAGAGGAAGUUCAUCACCAACAUCCACGUGGCGGGUGUGUCUGGAGAGUCUACUACAGACUCUGACAAGUCCAGCCCCAAGAGAACAACUCCACCUAGACAAAGCUCCAAAGGAGACGCUUACAAGCCAGUAAAUUUUGAUGAAGCAGUGAAGUACCCAAGAACUAUCCCUGGCAAAUUGGAUUUCUCACAAAUGGAGGUUUUUGAAGGCCAGAUGCUGACGCAAUGGCUGACAUCGUGGUUUGACGACACCCACUACCUACACACAUUCCUGACGAAGCAUGACCUGAAGGUGCUGGUGUAUCAGUUCUGUACCCAUCUGCUGGCAGCAGGGGUCAUGAAGUCUCAGGAGGUGCAGGCCAUGGAGACCGUCUUCAAGCCUCUAUGUAUGUACUACUGGACACACCUGGAGGCCCCGCCCCCCAGCCAGACUGACUCGCCAGGGAAGUUGAUGCCCAUGUGGCCACCACAGGCAGACGACAGUGACCACGACACAAGGCCAUCCCUCAAAUACACCGAGCCAGAACACCAGGCAGCCAUGGUCCAGAUGCGCCAUGACUACAAAGAAGACAUUGAACUGGUCAAGAAGGAGCACCAAGUGGAACUGGAGAGGUGUAGACAUGACUAUGAACAUCAGAUUCAGGAGUGCCACACAAAGAUUCUGCAUCUUCAGCAGGAGGUGGAGAAAUAUCAAGUCAUUGCAGGAAUUGAAAAACUUACGCAGGCUGCUCUCUCCGAUGCCGAGGCUGCUAGGAAGGAGGCAGGUUUGGGGGACAGGGUGAGCCUGCAUCUCACCAAUGGCUUCCUGACGCCAGAAGAUGGUGUGGGUGAGAGGAUCAUUGCUGUGACUGCAACCCCCCAACAGACACCUUCCACGUAUCACACCCCUGCAGCUACACCCGAGUGCCUUGGGAAGGAUCAACUAGUGCAGUAUUUGUCAGAAGCAUCUCCUGAGAACAACCAUCCCUUACACCCCCCUUCAGAACUUGUGCCUUCACCCCAGGGGGUUGGGCUUGAUGAGGUCACUCCUCCCAGACCCUAUCAUCCUGCAGAGAUGUCUGUUGCUCCUGGGGGUCCUCCUCCUCCCCCUCCUCCCCCACCACCUCCUCCACCCCCAGGACAAGGUGGACCACCCCCACCUCCUCCUCCACCUCCACCACCUGGUGGGGGUCCGCCUCCCCCUCCCCCACCCCCUCCUGCUCCAGGGAUGGGACCUCCACCACCACCUCCGCCUCCUGGAAUGGCUAUCAAGAAAGGUCCAAUGAAGCCAGUUGUCAGCCCUAAGUCACCGAUGAAACCCCUGUUCUGGCAGCGACUACAGGUCCAUGACAUCAAGAACAAACACAAGGAGUUGAAGGAUAGCAAUCUGUUCUGGGAGACAGUCAAGGAACCUAUCGUGGACUUUGAUGAGUUUGAUGACAUGUUUGCCAAGAAGCCAUUGGAACCUAAGAAGAAGGCAGCAUCCAAGCCAAAGGAAAAGACAAAGAAAGAGGUGGUGAAGCUGCUGGAUUCCAAGAGGUCACAGGCUGUUGGCAUCUUCCUGUCAAGUCUCAGACUAGAGAUGCAGGAUAUAGAAAACGCUAUUUUGAAUCUUGACACUUCGGUGCUGGACCAAGACAAACUCAAAGCAAUAUAUGAUAGUCGACCUGACGAUGAUGAGUUAAAGAAGAUCAAGAAGCAUUUUGACAAGAACCCUGAUGCAACCCUAGACAAACCAGAACAAUUUUUCCAUGAUCUGACGCAGAUCCCUGACUACGACAGUCGGAUCUUCUGCUUCAUCUUCCAGUCUUCCUUUGAGGAGAGCAUGUCUGUGAUAGAUUCCAAGCUGAACAACCUCAAGAUGACCUGCAAGACUCUUGUAUCGGACGAUAAUAUCAACCGGAUAUUUGGCAUCAUUCUUGCCUUAGGGAACUAUAUGAAUGGAGGCAGUAGAACACGAGGCCAGGCUGACGGGUUUGGCCUAGAGAUUUUGCCCAAACUCCGGGAUGUCAAGGGAAAGGACAACCGGACAAGCCUGCUGCAGUACGUUGUCGUGCAAUAUGUGAAGACUGUUGAAGGGGAGCGGGCCGGCACUGACCAAGCCAAGCUCCCUAUUCCCGACCCCAGUGAUAUCAACCAGGCAGCCCUUGUUAACUUUGAUGAAUUACAGAAAGAAGUCAAGAGAAUUAAAAAAGACUUUGAUUCUGCAGAGUCAAGAUUUCAGAAAGUGUUAAAAUCUCAAGCUUCUGCAAACCACCAACAACCAUUUAAAGAUAUCAUGACAGAGUUCUUUGUGAAAGGUCAACAAGACUUUGUGGAUCAACAGGAGAACCUCUCUGAGUGCCAAGAGAAGUUUAGAGAAAUGGUACGAUUUUUCUGCAUUAAGCCCAAGGGAGGCGACUCUGCAGUUUCCCCUGACUACCUGUUCUCAUUUUGGUUGGGAUUCAGUAAGGAAUUCAAGGAUCUUUGGAAGAAAGAGCAACAACGUAUUGUCAAACAGAGGAUAAAGGAUAGCGAGAACAAGGUGCAGCGGAUCAGAGGCAACAAGACUGCUGCUGCUCCACCCAAGAUGGCUCGGAAAGCAGGGGGACUGAAAGACAGACUAGCACAAAAAGGAUUGCUGGGUUGAAAUUCAUGAUGAUUGCCGGGACUCCAGUGAGGAGGAGAGAGUGUGGAGGGUGUGAAGAGGAUGAAGGGCAGGGGGGUGACGAUGGGGAGAGGGGGGUGGAGUGCAAGACGAUGGGGACGAUGAUCUGAGGAGUGCAAGAAGAUAGCGAGGGGGGUGAUGACAAAGAUCAGGUGACAACAAUUGAUAAGAUAGCAACAUGGAUUUUGAACAAGGGGAUAGAUUGUUGGUAACUGGGAAAGACUGAUUAAGAUUGAAGAUGUCCAUUGGCUUGACCUGACUGGUGCAGAGAGGAGAGUCUUGAAGAGGAAGGGAGGAGAUAUUACCUGUGGAGGAAGAGGAUGAAGGGUGAUGGAUGGUGUCAUCCUCAACAUGGAGAUCGAUGAGGCUGGAAUAGUGUUGAGUUAUCAUACAAUAUUGGUUAUGCUUUGUGUUGUUUAUAAAACUUCUUUGAACUCCCAGGCUUUCAGUUGACAACUUUGACACAUGGGUACUGAAUUCAAUGUAAGCCCUCAUUACAAACUAUACAGCAACAUUUAGCCAUGUAGAGUUUCAUUGUCAUGUUACCAAGCAUGGUGGUGGAGUGUAAGGUCUAAACAUAUACUUACUGUGAUCUGUAGGAGAUUCAUCCAGAUAGGAAGGGAUCUCAGACCUUAGAUACAUGUGUUGGAAAUGCUUCAGGUAGAAGAUUAAAGUUAAUACAAAAAAUGAGGUUUGUAGUGGAAACAGAGGAACAGUAGACUGGAAGAGAGAGUGUCAAGAGUGUCAGUGAGAAAAUGGUGAAAAUUGAAGAAAUGGUUGAAGAAAAGAAGACUUCUAAAAGGAGGAAACAUGUGACAUAGUUAAAACUUUGAGAAAGAGUAGCAGAGAAUGCUUUACAAGAGCAGAUGAAAGGGGGACUUUGUUGGGGAAAUGGAGUGUUGUGUCAGAAAUGAAAGUGGGUGGUAUGAAAAAUGGAAGGGUAUGAUAAAUUAAAGGGUAUGUUUGAUGGAGUGAGUUGUUAUGAGAUAUGGAGGGUGAUAGGAGAAAUGGAGGCGGAUGAUAGGAGAAAUGGAGGGGGUGGUAGGGGAAGUUGAGGGGGGUGCGACUAGGUGAGAGGGCAUCUCGCCAGCAUCAGCAAGUCGUGGCUCCAGCAAGUCAAGGGUGGGAUGUUGGCAAACAAAGCCUAACGAGCCCCCACCGCCAGUGCUGAUCACCUCACAACUGAUCACCCUCUCAAACACACGGCUGUCUAGGCAGACUCUCUAUUGUAAAGGAGUGCCCUUUAAUUUGCUGCUUGUCUUGUUUUGUUUUUGCAUCAAAUGAAGGGGGACCAGAUAGCAUGGGCUGGUCGGGCGACUGGAUGGAGGCAAUACGGGAUUAUGUUUUCCUGUUUGUAAAUAAAUAACGCAGACAGUUUUAUCGGGAGUCUGAUCUGGAGGCAGAAGGAGACUGGAGGAUGAUAUUUACAGCUGAGAUUGUGUGCUGAGAGGAUCAGAUAGAAUGCUUUGAUUUAUCUGUAAAAUAAGAUUGUACAAACAACUUUUGUAGAGAUUGUUAACAGUUGUGUAUGAAAGUGUAUAUUUUGUAUUAAUGAUACUUUAGCUGUGGCUGUGUACUGAUAGAGGAAUAUGAUAGCCUGGAACAUGUUUACUUCUAUCUUCUAUGCCUGUGCUCUCUGGCUAAUGUUAACGUGUGCUAGACUUGUGAUUGUGUUUGUACUUGAGUUAAUCAAACUUUAUACUUAGUUUGAAGAGAGUUUGAAUUUAGGGAAACAUUUUGAACCAAACCUUGAUAUUUUUGGGUAAAUUUUCACUUACAUUUCUUUGGAAUAUUUAUCAGUAUCAGCUGUUAUUUUCUUCUUUUUUUUAAGGUCCUUGUUGAAAGGAAUCUGUAGGUAAACUAGAAAUUUACAGAUAAGUACUCACAUAGUGGAGUGAUUGACCCUUUUGAAGUGUUACCAAGAUUCUACUCAUGUUUCUAAAAGAAAUGAUAUAAUAGUAGGGUGUUGAGUUUCUUUAAUCGUUGUGAUGUAUGAAAAGAAUCUUACCAACUUGCGUGCUGUGUUGGGAUGCUGCCUUUGUUAAUAUGUGUUUUUUCUGGACAGGCCGAGAGAAUCCUAUUCAUCCUUAAUUGGACACACUUCAUAUUCAGUGUUCGUCAAAGUGGUCAGAUGGCAUAAAAGUUUUGAUCAAAGUCUCAUCUCAUCAGUUUUAUCUGGUAGUUUUUCAGCUUACCCUCAGGCAUUUCUAUAAUUAUGGGAUCAACAGCUUAAGAACAUCACACAGAUCUACAUUCAAUCUGUUCUGAACCAAAGAAUGUCUUGCCAAUUAUCUAGGAAUGUUUGCUUUGUGUUUUUUCCAGUAAUGUGCCUACUGUGUAGAUUUUUUUGUUUUGAUUGAUUUUUCUUAUAAAUAUUUUAGUUUCAAAAUCACUUUAGAAAGACGAUAGUAGGUUUUUUUUAGAAGUAUCAAACUAGGAAGAGUUUUAUUUUGCCAGAUGUUACCUUCAACCCGAUACCAGAUGCCUUGCAUCUUAAAAGAAAAUAUGACAAAUUCAUUUUCAGUUUUAAAAAAAUGUAGCAGUUCCCUUUUUGGAAAGACAUUCUAUCUAAAUGACUAUAGCAUAUCUAUGUAAAUAGACAAAAAACACCCAAAAAUAUGAAUUUAAAUUUUCUAAUCUUAAUUUAAGAUAAGAUGUGAUUAGGGUCUGAAUGUUUGUCCAGUAGUUGAGAGCAGUCAGCAAAACUACUGAAUCUGAAAGAUGUCAGGGCUGGGAGAGAGGGAGGGUGUGGCAGAGGGGAAAGGGGUGAGUGGAGAGAGAAUGGGGGUCCUGCUGUAAGACCCUCUCUCUCACAAAACCUUUUGACUGCAGUAUGGAUUCAUGCACUGAUUGAUCGAAGAAGGAGAAAAGUACAAAUUACACUGUUGUAGCCUGCUAAUUUGUUAUAAUUACAGAGCUUGUUGGGUCGACAUUUUGUCAGUGGAUGGAGACUGUGUGUCGGACUGGUGGUGGAGGCUUCAAAUACUCCGCUCCCUGAUGUUUACCCGCCUGUAUUUACACGAGAACGGCUCGAUGCCACUGAUAUAGUCACUUCAUCCCAUCUUUGACCAUCUGGAUGAAUCAUUCAGAUAAGCGGCUUUGUUCUUGCUAAACUGUCCUACCGUAUCCUUCCCAAUAGGUGCUCACAUUGCAAAUAUAGUGAGAUGUGAGCUCAACUCCCAUGGUGAUGCACCUGGUACUGUAUUCUACCAAACAGAUGUCCCCUUUACAAAUGUAGAGGGACAAUUAGCUCCUCUUCUGUAGUGUUGACUCCUAGUAUCAUACUCGACCCAAUAGGUGCCCCCCCCCCAAUACAAAUGUGGAGAGCCAUGAGCUUCCAUCCUUUGAUUAUUAUUCCUAGUACUGUGUGUGUUCUACACAACGGGUGCCCUCAUUAUGUAUAGAAUAUAUCUCUUACUUACAUACAGGGUGACUAGCAUCCAAGACAGUCUUAGCUUGAUUGAAGUCAUGCAAAACACAGUUUGUUUGCAAACUGGAGCUUUAUGAUGUUUAUCAAUCUAGCCAUAAAUAGCCACCCCAAUUACACGGAAUCCAUUACUCAAUUUAUCCUGUCACUAUAACUACAACAUCUAGGUUGAGACUGGAGAGCAUACUUCCCUUUAAUAAUCUGAGGAGGUUUUACGGUAUGACAGUUUCAUGGUCAUCCACAGUUUGUCCAUCCACUUAUGUCUGGAACAACAUUUCAGUUGAUCUGAACUUUUCUAAAGAUCCUUGUCAAUAGUAGAGACAAUCUAGCAGAAAGGACUCUGAAAAGAUGCUGAUCAACAUAUCUCUGAUCCCUUUUCUUCCUUGAAUGUUUUUUUCUCACAUUUUCUGGACGAGGAUUUGUGAAGUCUCUCUUUGUGGUAUCUCCACCUCCAUAUUUAGUUCUGUUCAAGUCUUGUGAGGUAUGCCUCAUAACUUUAAUGCAGCUUAGAUUCCAAUGAAACUUCUGAGGAGCACACCCAUAAAACUAGCCUUCUGUGAGUGUUUUCAAGAACAAAUUAUCUUCGCUCUUUGAUUAUUGUCACAAAACAAUGUAUUUGAGUGAGACCACCCGGAAAGUUCCCACAUUAUGAGAGUGAGAGUGAGAAAGUGCCCUGAAGAGACAGUUUAGCCUGGGUUUAGUAGACACACAUUGGAAUCAAGGAACUAAUUCACCUGUAUUAAAAACUGGAGGAUAAAUGGGAGAAUGGUGUUAUUGACUAGUUGUGGUGUCAAACUUCAAAGGGAAAUUAUUAUUUUUAUAGAUUAUUAUAAUAGUUUUUUGUAUUAAUUUGAUUUUUUAAUCUUUUGGGGACAGAAAUAGGUUUUUUUAUGAAUGGACAUGAUGCUGUUAUGUUUUAAGUAGAAUUAGACGGAAACAACUUAACAUACAUUGUGUAUUAGUGCUCAUUUUCUUGCUUGAGUAGAAGACAUUGUUGAACAGUGAUAAUUUAGGAUUUUAAUGUGUAUCAUACCAUAGGCUGCUAUUGCCUGUAAAUGCAUUACCUUG
Molecule: messenger RNA, 9031 nt
Organism: Haliotis rufescens (red abalone)
Lineage: Eukaryota; Metazoa; Mollusca; Gastropoda; Lepetellida; Haliotidae
Product: titin-like
Exons: 21
Coding region: 196-4518 (1440 amino acids)
Biological process (GO): actin nucleation; actin filament network formation; cortical actin cytoskeleton organization
Cellular component (GO): cytoplasm; actin filament; cytoskeleton
Molecular function (GO): microtubule binding; actin filament binding
Source: RefSeq, a predicted model, not a curated record